Messenger RNA from Synchiropus splendidus (mandarinfish), 1622 nucleotides. It is a transcript of the gene szrd1, whose product is annotated as SUZ RNA binding domain containing 1. The record is from RefSeq and is a predicted model, not a curated record. NCBI's taxonomy places the organism in Eukaryota, Metazoa, Chordata, Actinopteri, Syngnathiformes, Callionymidae. The transcript has 4 exons. Bases 71 to 550 code for a protein of 159 amino acids.
AGGAGGUGACGCGGCGACGGAGGCGGAGCAUUCCGGCCGACUCUCCAGCGUGUCUUAAGCAACAUGAAACAUGGAUGAGGAGGUCGCGGAAAGUUGGGAGGAAGCAGCUGAUAGUGGGGAAAUGGAAAGACGGUUAGAGGAGAAACUACGGAUAAGUCAGAGAGAAAAGGACUCAAACAAUCAUCCACGCCCCCCUCUAAAGGCAUCACUUGUCAUCCAGGACGACUCUCUCCCAAUGGCACCGCCUCCUCAGAUUAGGAUACUAAAGCGCCCUACAAGCAAUGGGUCGCUGGGGUCUCCCCUCAACCAAAACAGACCGACGCCGCAGGUCAAAUCUCUGGCCCAGCGAGAAGCUGAGUAUGCUGAGGCCCGAAAGAGAAUACUGGGCAGCGCCUGUCCAGAAGACACGCCUCAGGAUAAUAAAACCAACCAUGACAGGUCUGGAAGAGUUAACCCCUCGUCAGCAUCUGAGGACACUAGAUCAAACAAUCACACUGUCCGACAGCCCGCUGGGUCCGACGGCAACCACGGGUUCCGGCAGCACAGAUAAUUGGACCGCAGAGCAGCAAAGUGGAGGGACAGCGAGCAGCAUCUUUUUUUUUUUUUUUGGUUCACUUCCUCAGAUCGGACUGUGUUGAGAGGCUCACUGCCCUCUUCUCUCUGCUCUGUUUGACACUGUGACUUUACCUGGACUCACUGUGAUGGCCCCUUUAAAAAGCUCUGCCCCUGUUUAUCCAUCACCGCAGCAGACAAAGACUAACAGAGGAGCGAUGGGAAGAGCUUCUCAGCAAUAAUCUCAAACCCAAGUCGUCAUCGAAGCUGCAACUUGAAACAAAAAAACUCCACCAGUCAGUGUAAGGGUUCAACUCCGCUGUGUUUCUAAAAUGGGAGCGUUUCUAUUGGUGUUUUUAAGUGCAGUGUCAGCGCAUCCCUCAUAAUCAAGCUGCCAUUUGUUUUUAAAGAGCGACAGGGUUUGUGUGUCAAGUUGCGUAUGUUUACGGGUUUUUCUUUUUCUCAACAAGUUGUGCUUUAUCAGCAGUCCCCAAGACUGCUGUCGUCUAUUUUAUUUGAUGUUCCAGAUACGUUUUUUUAAAUGAGGUUAAAUGUCCAUUUUUUUGUCUAGCUUCUCUGCCUUUUGGGGGGUAUUUUUAACAAACCAAAACCUGUCAAACUGUAUAUAUAAGUGUCUCUUGGAAGUUUUAAAAGGUUUGGAGGAUUUACUGAUUCGCUAUCAGGAUCUGUGCUGCUGCGUGGCAGCUGGGAAGAACGGUGAAUGUGAACCAGACUGAAUGAAAUGAAUCAAGAUUGUAUAUUUUUUUAACUGGUGGAUCUGAAAGUUGGAUUCUGAUCAGCUCCACGUUUGUCAUAGGACACAAAAUCGCAAUAAAAUCAUCUCCUUCGUGGUCAGAUCAACAGUUUCUUCAGCUGGUCAAUAAGAGCUUUUUUUUUUAAAUCAAAGAACCCAAAGCCAUAUAUUCAGUCGCAGAGGCUCCGUCAUGGUUGUGCCUCCUGAAUCUUUACUUCCUGCUUGUUCUUGAAGACCAGCACAAAAAUCUUUAAGACAAACCGAGUCAUUGGUAUACUGCCUGUCAAAACAGAUUUAAUAAAAAAAUCAGUCACAA